AUGGGAUUGCGGCGGCUUCUUCGUGGAGCUACUGAUUUAUGUGUUGAUAUUGAAAGUCGUGAAAUUGACGUACGGUUAAUGAAUGUGUUAACCGCACACUCAAGUAUUGGAUCUGAAUGUGAGGUGCCGAAACUGACUGUCGCACAGAAGAAUAAGGCCAUCUUCAUUUCAACCAUGACAAUCAUUCUCCGUCACAAGAUCCAUCUUGUGAAUAAGCGUGCGACUUUUCUUGUGAUCUCGCAUGUCACACACACAUACCACCGUGAUAUUCAUCGAUUCGAAAAGAUAAGCAACAUUCAAAAGCAAUUUAAGGUGAUCUACAGCGAAACCCAAGUGCAAUUUUAG
Molecule: messenger RNA, 345 nt
Organism: Plasmopara halstedii
Lineage: Eukaryota; Oomycota; Peronosporomycetes; Peronosporales; Peronosporaceae
Product: ras-related gtp-binding protein a
Exons: 6
Coding region: 1-345 (114 amino acids)
Source: RefSeq, a predicted model, not a curated record